Cladophialophora immunda is the source of this 681-nucleotide messenger RNA. RefSeq lists its product as uncharacterized. The record is from RefSeq and is a predicted model, not a curated record. The transcript has a single exon. NCBI's taxonomy places the organism in Eukaryota, Fungi, Ascomycota, Eurotiomycetes, Chaetothyriales, Herpotrichiellaceae. The coding region runs from base 1 to 681 and encodes 226 amino acids.
AUGCUUUCGAGUGGAAGUCAACGGUGCGGUCUCCGACCAACAGCUUGGUUCAAUCGGCGGAGGGACUCGGUGGGUAUCUUUGCGCAAUCAAGUCAUUAUCCCCGACCUUCUUGGUCUAUUGUCGAUGUGGCCCCUGCUGGCCAUAGGGGUUGUUGCCCCCUUGUUGUUGGCCUCCACCAUACGACCCUCCCGGUUGUUGGUAUUGCGGAUUGUACUGCCCAUACUGAGCAGGAUACGCUGCACCCCGGCCGAAGCCCUGCGGGUUUGGGUUUCGUGGUUGGGUUCCGGGCUGUUGAUAACCACCUGGCGCCAUGGGCAUUGUGUAUCCACCUCUUCCGGCGAAGCCACCACCGCGACUCGGGCCGCCCUGCCUGCUGUCCUGGGCAUGAUCUACUCGAAUCAGACGACCGUCGAAUCUGUUCAAGAGGUCAGCUUUUGAAGGGUUGUGGAUGCUGCCCUGGCGCCUCACUCGGUGUUGUUCAUUCUCUGAAGAGCCUCGUCGGCUUCCGCUUUCGUCGCGAACCGCACAAACCCAAACCCUCUGCUGCGAUUUGUGUCGCGGUCUUUGACGACAACCUGGACGACAUCAGCCACCCAUUCACAAGUCGUCGACGCAUUCGGUUACCGCCUCCUCCACCUUGCCGAAUUGCUGGAACCCCUCGUAUAAUGUUUCGUCGGUAG